CAAAACAUAACCAUAUCCUCCGAAAACUUCUCUAUCCACAACUCUCUCCACGAUCCUCUCUCUCGUUCUCCUUCUCUUAAGGAGAAAAUCAAGGAACAGGAACCUCUGGGAAACCCUAAACUUCCAUAUAUCCCAAACCAUAAAAACCCUAAUAAUGUCCUUCAGCGAUCACUCCGGUGGCUCCACGACAGCGUGCGCUGCCUGUAAAUACCAAAGGAAAAAGUGUACAAAGAACUGUCUUCUUGCUCCUUAUUUCCCACAAGAUCGCCCAAAGCAGUUUCUGAACGCUCAUAAACUCUUUGGAGUAAGCAACAUCACCAAGAUGAUCAAAGGAGUCGAAGAAACUCAAAGAGAGAUCGCUAUGCAGAACCUUAUCUACCACGCUAACGCUCGUGCCGCAGAUCCAAUAGGAGGGCUUUACAGGGUUAUGUGUGAUCUUAAGCGCAAAAUCGAGUGUUGUCAAGCUGAGCUUAACUUUACUCAUCAGCAGAUCGCUAUGUGUCGCUCUCUAGCUCAUCAGCAGGAGCAAAGGCAAAGGCAAGAUCUUCCCUUCGGAUGCUAUUCCUACGGAGAACUAUUACAACAAGAAGAUGAAUACGUUAAUGUCGACGGUUAUGGCUUUCAGAAUGUGCAACAACAUCAAGAGAUGCAGCAGCAAGAGAGUCCGAUCAAUUACGAGAUGUUAUUGAAGAUACCCGAACAAACCAGCAACGUUAAGCUUGAAGAGAGAACAACAAUCUCUGAUCAGGAACAAAACAAUCUCCUGAGACAGAUACUCAUGUCGUCGUCGUACAUCAAUUAGAAGUUUUUAGUCCCUUAGUCUUAUGUGUUCACAAAAAAAACCUUAGUUCAGCUUUAGGUUUUCAAGUUUUUCCUUAACAUCUUGCUAUAGGAUUUAUCAUAUUUCUUGUAUCUUCUCAGAAUUUGCAAAGGUAGGAA
Camelina sativa (false flax) is the source of this 939-nucleotide messenger RNA. NCBI's taxonomy places the organism in Eukaryota, Viridiplantae, Streptophyta, Magnoliopsida, Brassicales, Brassicaceae. The record is from RefSeq and is a predicted model, not a curated record.